Molecule: messenger RNA, 1030 nt
Organism: Saccostrea cuccullata (small rock oyster)
Lineage: Eukaryota; Metazoa; Mollusca; Bivalvia; Ostreida; Ostreidae
Exons: 10
Coding region: 13-960 (315 amino acids)
Source: RefSeq, a predicted model, not a curated record
ACAGCUUGUGCAAUGCGUUUUCUGUUUUUAUUUGGGCUUGCAGAGAUAGUAGCUGCAGGACAAUUAUGUAUGAAUUGUAAGAAUGUGGUGAAUCCUCACGAAUGUGAUCAGGUCACCAAAUGUGGAGACCACGAGCAAUGCUACAUGCAACAAUACUUGAGACAUAAUACAAUAUGGUAUGAUUUAGGCUGCCAAAGCAACAUUGUUUGCCAAGCCAAUGCAAAUGGACCACCAGUCCCUAUAAUAGGAAAAAGGAACGUAAGAGGUCAAGACCUUGACCCUGAGACCCUUACAUUUGACCUUGACGGAGAGGAUGACGAUGGUCGAAUAACUCUUUGUGAAUCUUGUUGUAACACUGAUGUAUGCAAUAACGGUGGCGCAUGCGGAGUGGCUGAUUUUAACUAUUACAAUGGACGUCUCUGUUUUAAGUGUAGUCAGCAGUUGACCCCUGACAGCUGUGACCGGGUCACUCUGUGUUACCAGGACAGGUAUUGUUACAUACACAAGACGAAGCCAGCCGUCGGUUUUACAUAUGUCUGGGAAACUGGUUGUGCCCAGACAGCGCAGAAUUGCACGCCAGCAUAUGGAACAAUAUGCAGCAAUUGCUGUUCCGGCAAUUUGUGUAACAAGGAGUGUACGUUACAAACCUAUUUUUUGGCCGUUGCUGCACAGCCACCCAAAAUAAUCUCCACAGUAACAAGGCCACGACAUUAUAAGUAUGGAGACAACGUGCAAUUGAUUUGUACGAUAGAGAGCAAUCCAAAACAAGACGCUCUUGGAUGGAAUAUGAUGACUGACCCUUCACAAAUUCCCACAAACAUUCAACUUAGUUAUGGUACAAAUUAUGUGAUUGUUGAUAUAAACAAUUUCCAAAGUCAAAAUGUAGCUGGAUACCAAUGCUUUGUACACAAUGCUUUAGGACAAGAUACCCGCAACGUCACACUUAAUGCACCCCACUAAAUAGAGAUUAACGGGAUAAAAGAUGUUGUAAAUCUUCUCUGUUCGGAAUAAAGAAAUAUAUUAAGGGAAA